GCACCCAUAUUUUCCUCAGCUCAAAGCUUAAGAGAAAUGGACUCAUAACAUUAGUAGUAAAAUUAGGAAACACUUGUGAAUAAAAUUAUUUAUUUUUUUUCUAUUUCCUAAUUAAAUCGCCGAUUCUUAUAGCCGCGGCAGCGCACCUUAUUCCGCCGCCGUAUAUGGCCAAAGGUAGGAAAUUAACAACCAGCCGCAGCGAGCGUCUCUUAGGAACAUAUGCUUAUUCUUACAACCAAGGCUCUGUCGCCGCUGACCCGUCGGAGCUCCGGGAAGAGGAUAUCUGGUCCACCACCGGCGAUUCUGCCGAUAAUGACUUGAAUACUUCCGAUGACUGGGAGCCACAGCAUGCUGCAACCUCCGAGAGUAACGGCGGAUCGUCCUAUCGGAAUCGGCGCCGGAUUAGCCAGAACGGCGACGACCACCGCCAAAUAGGUGGUUUAUCACUUGCGUUUGAAGAUCCGGCGAGUAACACCGCGACGAUGACGGCGAGGAUCGUGCACCAGUUCCGUUCACACGAGAGCGUGGCUUCAUCGCCACGUGGACGACACGUGGCAUCUUCCUUGCCCGUGAACGUGCCGGAUUGGAGUAAGAUACUCCGAGUUGACUCGGUUGAGUCACUGCACGACGACGAUGUCGACGAUGAUGAUUUGGAGAUGGUUCCGCCACACGAGUAUUUGGCGCGUAGCCGUAAGAUGGCGGCGAAAUCGGUUUUCGAAGGUGUGGGUCGGACUUUGAAAGGUCGUGAUUUGAGCCGGGUUCGUGAUGCUGUGUGGAGUCAGACCGGGUUCGAUGGUUGAAUGUCCGGUUCAGGUGGUGGCUUUUUUCUUGUCUAAAAAAUGGUUAUUGCUUCCGCCUUGUUUGUAAUUUUGUUAAUUAUUAGUUAGUUGUUGUUGUUAUUAAUAUUGUGGUUAAUUAAUUAAUCAUAUUCCACUUGGUGGUUGUUGGUUAAUACUCCUACAUUUGUUUAAUUAUUAGAAUGGGUUGUUUAUUUUAUGUGGGCAAUGAUUCGGUUGGGUGGACUUGGCUGAAGAGAGUCCAACUCAGUGGCCAGUGAGCCUAACUAAGCAGCAAGCAAAUGCUAAUUAGCAUGCAAUAAUUGGAACAAUAAAAGUUGUAAUUUGAAUUGCUGAAUUCUGAUUAAGAAUUCAACAUAAUGAUCUCAGGCUAAGGUCACUUUAGUUUUGAUUUUGGUUAA
Messenger RNA from Cicer arietinum (chickpea), 1198 nucleotides. Its product is annotated as protein S40-6. The record is from RefSeq and is a predicted model, not a curated record. Lineage: Eukaryota; Viridiplantae; Streptophyta; Magnoliopsida; Fabales; Fabaceae.